GUGUCACCUACUCGGACACGGUGAGCGCCACGGAGCCGUGCAAGCCRUGCACGCAGUGCGUGGGGCUGCAGAGCAUGUCAGCACCCUGUGUCGAGUCGGACGACGCCGUGUGCCGCUGCGCCUACGGAUACUUCCAGAACGACUCGAGCGGCGGCUGCCAGGAGUGCCGCGUGUGCCAGGCGGGCUUCGGCCUCAUGUUCCCCUGCAAGGACUCGCAGGACACGGUGUGCGAGGAGUGYCCCGAGGGCACCUUCUCCAGCGAGGCCAAUUUCGUGGAUCCCUGCCUGCCCUGCACCACCUGCGAGGACAACGAGGUGUUGGUGCGGGAGUGCACGGCCACGGCUGAUGCGGAGUGUCGGGGUGAGAGACGGCGAGGGAGGGGUUAA
Molecule: messenger RNA, 386 nt
Organism: Malurus melanocephalus (red-backed fairy wren)
Lineage: Eukaryota; Metazoa; Chordata; Aves; Passeriformes; Maluridae
Product: tumor necrosis factor receptor superfamily member 16-like
Exons: 1
Biological process (GO): Rho protein signal transduction
Cellular component (GO): plasma membrane; cell surface
Molecular function (GO): nerve growth factor binding; death receptor activity; coreceptor activity
Source: RefSeq, a predicted model, not a curated record